AUGUUUACCUUUUUCAACCUGAGCUCCGCUGCUGAUUCAGUGGCGAUCCAGCUUGCACUUCGCGGCAAGACCAUUACAGGUCUUACGAAGAGGGCUUUGAAAGUCAACAUUGCCGGUCCAGCACCUCCACGCUACGAUCCUGCGACCAAACAUGGAAGCCGAGCAAAGUGGCAAAUAUGUGGUACAACCUGCGGUACCGACACCCACAUCCUCCGUGACAUCGAGACCAAAGCCGAGCGUUGCACCGAGAUUCAUGGCGAAGCCAUCCUCAGUGGUUGCUCCUCCAGCUGUGAAAGCUGUUCCGAAGGCGGCUUCGGUGGCUUCGAUGAGUCG
This is a messenger RNA of Durusdinium trenchii, 333 nucleotides long. Lineage: Eukaryota; Dinophyceae; Suessiales; Symbiodiniaceae. The record is from the annotation of a GenBank genome assembly.